Molecule: messenger RNA, 558 nt
Organism: Meloidogyne enterolobii
Lineage: Eukaryota; Metazoa; Nematoda; Chromadorea; Rhabditida; Meloidogynidae
Source: the annotation of a GenBank genome assembly
AUGAUUUAUAAAUCCAUUUCCUUUAAUUAUUUUUUUUUGCUUUUAAUUUCUUUACAACCAUUUUUAGGGUAUGAUAAAUUUGUUUCUAUUUCCGCAGAGAAUCCAUUUAAAAAACCAAAAAAUUGCUUUAAUUAUUCUUUAUAUUAUUAUGAAAUUAAAUGUAUAGUUUUUGAAGGAAGUUUAAAUAAAGAUGGGAAAUCGAUGGUUUUUGGACUUAAAAAUAUGAGUACUUAUAAUUGGAUUAGAUGUCAAACAAAGGAAGCUGAAAUUAUUAACAUGAAUAAAGAGUCCUUUAAAAUUACACAAAUACUUGACUUGAAUAAUGGCGACAUUUUUGGUUGUGGAUUAGUUUAUCCGCCAACUACUAAGUUAGAUGAGGAAGAAGAAUUUCCCUAUAUGUUUUUUACACUAAACGGGAAACAGAUUGGUAAAUAUGUAUUUAAUGAAAAUAUACUAUUCAGUUAUCUCCCUACGAGGUUAACCAUGAGGACAUACACUUUGAGGACCUAUUGUCCCGGAAGACCCACGACUUUUGAAAAGGAAUAUCGAGGGAUUUAG